AUGCCCAAUAAGCAAUCUUGUUGUUGCUGGAGAAACCUUCGUCUCGGUUGCUACGCAGCGGCGUUCUUUGCGAUGGUUUACUUCUCCGCAACCACCGUAAACAUGGAACAUUUCAGAGAAAUUGACCAUCGUUACCUUAGUGGUAAAAUGAAAGAACCGGAACCAAAAAGCUUUUUGGAACCUAAUAAAAUCACUCCAAUUACCGUUUCUUUGAACAUCACUCGGUCAGUAUGUGGUUCUUUCGGAUUCGUUGCUUGUAUACUCCUAAUCAUAGGUGUCUACAAGGAUAUUAAAUACUUAUUGCUGCCGUGGAUCGUCGCAAUGGGACUUAUAAUUCUUGUAGAAUUAAUCAAUGUCGUCUACGAAUUUUAUAUGGGGACUCUCAACUUUAAUCCGAUAACUUCGUUCCUGAUUACUUUGGAUUUCCUCACCUUGGCGCUCAAUAUUUAUGCCAUGUUUUGCGUAAUAUCACAGUUUCAAGAGUACUUAAAAGGUCGUGGUACCGCUGCUUUUGAUGAAUCGGACAGGCUCGCCGCAGUGCAAUACACUGCCACUGCCCAGCAUACCACCACCACCAGCUCUGCCCCGAGUGGUCGUCGUCGAUCCGCCGGAAAGCCCAUGCCGAGUUGUGAUCCCGAGGAGUUCUCAGAGGCCCCAAGAAGCACAAAGGCUAAUACUUCCGCACUUUCGAAAAUUUCACACUCUGCAGUAAAAAAACACGUACAGUUUCCCGAUGAACAGAGUAGCAUCGAAGAGGUCACUGAAGGCCCAGUGAACAUAGCAGAAAAUUCCAUUAACUUUAAAAUCAACAAAAAUUUAGGAAUUAACGGCGCAGCCUAA
This is a messenger RNA of Parnassius apollo (apollo), 840 nucleotides long. The record is from the annotation of a GenBank genome assembly. NCBI's taxonomy places the organism in Eukaryota, Metazoa, Arthropoda, Insecta, Lepidoptera, Papilionidae.